AUGCUUGUUAAUUAAUCAUCCAAAGUUAAUAAAGAAAAUUAAAACCCACUACUAAUUGUCAAUUAAUAAGAAUAACUCAAAUUAAAUGGUGUAUUACCUAAAAAUCAUUUUAAUCAAGGAAUCACUAAUAAAUUUUAAAGCACUGUCUCAUGCUAUUAAUAAUCAUUAACAAAAUGCACUAGUUCAAGAUCAUUAUAAGAAUAAAUUGAAAGAAUUGCCAAAAAACUAAAAUUAAAAUAAGAAAAAGAAAUAGUUCAACAACCUUAAGAUUUAAAUAAAUAUUCAAUUGAUGAAAUGGUUGAAAUUCUUAAAAAUGACAAACUUUUGCAUAUAAGAUCCUUAUAAAUUUAACCAAGUUCUAAUAAGAAUAAAUAAAAAAGUCCUAAGAGCCUAUUUCCUCCUUUAACAUCUAAAUAGAAUUUUUACAGUUUUGAAACCACAAAAAGCUCUGAAAAUGAAACUCUCAUUCAUAAAUUAGACUUUAGAUCAUAAUAAUAUUAAUAAUCAAAACCAAAAUCUAUAUAAAAAACUGAAAGCAGAGAAACUAUUAAACCUUAAGAAGACUUAAGAAAAAAAAGAACUGUUUCAUAGAUUAUUGAACCACCUGCCUAAUUAUUAACUAAAAAAGAAAGAAUAGAAAGGGCUCUCCAAAAUUCAUAAAGAAUAGUAUAAUUAUGUAGUUAAUUCAAUAAACACGAUAUUACAAAUGAAGAAUUGCAUAAAUUAAUUAAAACUGAAGGAUUUAAAUUGCAAUUUGAAUGCUUAGUUUAAUUUAGCGAUAAUAGUUUAGAUGGCAGAGCUUAAUUAUAAAACUUUAUGAAUUCAUAAAUAAAACAAUAUACCGAAUUAAGGAAUGCCGAAUUAGAACACUAAAGUAUUAUAUUAUUUUAUAUUAUAUAGUUAAGAAAGAAAAUUUUCAUUAAGUGCUUGAUAAUUGUCUAAAUACAUUAAAAUCUAAAUAUUGA
Messenger RNA from Paramecium sonneborni, 965 nucleotides. The record is from the annotation of a GenBank genome assembly. Lineage: Eukaryota; Ciliophora; Oligohymenophorea; Peniculida; Parameciidae.